Messenger RNA from Porites evermanni, 16144 nucleotides. The record is from the annotation of a GenBank genome assembly. Lineage: Eukaryota; Metazoa; Cnidaria; Anthozoa; Scleractinia; Poritidae.
AUGCAAGGGGAAAGAAUCCUCAAAUCACUUCUAAACGGAGAGACAGAUGGUCUUUAUGAGGAUACGAAGGUAAGUUGAACAAUUACAAACUUAGCUGUUUGCUAACUUAAUUUACUAAGCUGUAAAAUUAUGGUAGCUUUAUUAAAGACACUAUGUAGCUCAGUUAGCGAAGAUACUUACGAUUUGUAAGGCUACUCACUUUCAAAAACGUUUCCUUAAAAAUUUAGUUUAUUUCAAAGCGAGCGUCUUGUUACACUCUUUAAUUGCAAGAAUCCAGCGGAUCUACAUGAGCAGGUUUUAGAAUGAGUGUCACUUGAACGCGAACCUCGACUCGUUUUUAAUAUUGUUUGGUGGAACUUGCAGAAUUAUCUUGCUCCACUGCAAUGUCCGCUAAAGAACAAAAAUGGCUGCCAAGCAGGAGGCAAAGCUACAGAGGAAACUGUAUCAAAGUACGCCGCUUUUUGUACCAAGUUCCUGAGGUGUGCUAUAGAGACCUUGAAAAAGGUGAAAGCCAAUCAAAAAGGCCUUUUUGAGGUCACAGAUGCCUUGAAACUAGGUAAGAUGAAGCAUGCGAACAACCUUAGUUGUUGUCUGGGAGUAAGGUCUUUUCUAGCCUGCGAAAACAUCCGUUUCUCCUCGCUCUUCGUAGCUGGGGACGUUUCACGUGGAGGAACGUCUACGACUCAGCGGCAGAAAUUCCAUACUGAUGACGCAAAUCAAUGUUUACAUAAUAAAUCCAGUAGUCAUGGGGUUCCAAAUAUAAAUUUGUCCAAUUUUAUGUGUCUUCUGGUCGAUUUUGGUAUACUGUUGUGUUCAUCUACCAACGAGCUCCAGCAAAACUCAAAUACUAGCCUGCGAAAACAUCCGUUUCUCCUCACUCUUCGCCGCCGGGGACGUUUCGCGAGGAGGAACGUCUGCGACUCAGCGACAGAAAUUCCAUACUGAUGACGCAUUCCAAUGUUUACAUAAUGAAUCCGGUAGUCAUGGGGUUCCAAAUACAAAUUUGUCCAAUUUUACGUGUCUUCUGGUCGAUUUUGGUAAAUUGUUGUGUUCAUCUGCCAACGAGCUCCAGCAAAACUCACGUGCUUCUUCUAGAGAAGACUAUAUUUCCACAAACAUUGACUGUUUUGUUCGAGAUUCUUCGCGUUUACAUUUGACCUUUGUGACCUUUUGUCUUUUGUCUGUCAUUCAUAAACAAUAGCUAAAACAAUGUAACUACUUUGUCAACCAAUCAGCGCUUCUGACCGGAUUCCGGACAGAUUUUACGUCAUCAGUAUGGAAUUUCUGUCGCUGAGUUGCAGACGUUCCUCCCCGCGAAACGUUCCCAUCGGCGAAGAGCUAGGAGAAACGGAUGUUUUCGCAGGCUAGUCAAAUACUUCUUCUAGAGAAAACUAUAUUCCACAAAUAUUGACUGUUUUGUUAGAGAUUCCGUGACGUUUACAUUUGACCUUUGUGGCCUUUUGCCAUUGUCUGUAAGACUGUCCUUCGUAAACAAUAGCUAAAACAAUGUAACUACCCCAUCGACCAAUCAACGCUUCUGACCGGAUUCUGGACAGAUUUUACGUCAUCAGUAUGGAAUUUCUGUAGCUGAGUCGCAGAAGUUCCUCAGCGCGAAACGUCCCCAGCGGCGAAGAGCGAGGAGAAACGGAUGUUUUCGCAGGUUAGGUCUUUUCUGAGUUCCCAAAAUAAGCUUAAUGCUUACUCUGAAAAUGGGGCCAGCUGCAAAACAUUACUAACGAAAAUGGGUUUUAUUUAUAAUGCAUAGGCAGGCGCGGAUCCACACCGGUUUCCACCGUUUUACGGAAAUCGGUCAUAUUUUCAUAAUUAAUAUGUUUCAAGAGAGCUCAAUUUCUCUUGUAUGUUUUUAAUAAUAAAAACACUUUCCAAGUUACCAUCCGGCCAACAUUCUGUCUGAAUGACUUGGAAACCCAGGAAAGGGGACUUUAAGUAGUAAAAAAUCCAAUUUUUUUCCUGGGGGAGCCUUUUCCCGGACCCCGCUAGAAGCUUGUGCCUUUGGCGCUCGUUUAGAAAAUCGGUCAGUAUUUAUCCUAGAUCCGCACCUGAUAGGAAUAAAAAUUUACAACCUACUUAUUGUCUGCGACUUACUCAGGAAGUAGUCAGUUGUGAUGCUGACAACAGCUUUGCAAGAAAAUUCCUACUCCCAGGUACAUACAACACAUUUCGCAGUGGAAGGAAAUAGCAUUUUCAAUGUGUUGCAAGCAGGGCGGAACAAAGUGCUAUCUGAUAAUCCAGGGCCAGUAAGGCUUAAAUAUGGGUCAAAUAUAAGUUGUCCAAUUGGCAAACCACAUUUGCUUUACGUGUGAGAUUAAUAGAGGGCUAUAAAGUUACAUGUAAGUUGCAAAUUGUUCUGUUCAUAUUUCAGUGGGCACACUUCUCAACAACACUUUAUCACUCUGUCAUGGAAACUACCUGAAGUUUAUUCCUUCAGUAGAUCAGCUUGCUAAAACACUUUACCUUAUUGUUGCUCAGCUCAUUGCCAAGGCACAGUUUGAAAGGGCUCUAGAUCAUGCUAAUGACCUAUAUAAAUUCAUCCAGCUUCUUAAGGCAUGGAAGAGCUACGACAGUGAAAAGAUGGACAAGGAAAUUGGAUCACUUUGUCUACGUUCAUCUGAUUUGUUACUUCAAGGAGCUGGGAAGCUUGAGGAGGCAAAAGUACCUCCAGGGGAAAGACCAUCUCACUUGUGUGUUGUGUUAGACUGGAGAAAGCUCUCAUUACUUUUCCAAGCAGAAGCAAAUGUACAUUCUUCACUAAAAUCCUUGGUAGAUAGAACUCUGAAAUGUGGGACAAAAUUUCAAGUGGAUUGUGGGCUCAAGAAUGUUGAUUUUAAAACCUUAGCAAGCUUCUUUGAAACCAUUUUUAGCGCACUCAUGAACAAGCAAGAACAACUGAUUGCAAAUGGACAAGAAUUUACAGUACUCUUAGCUGAACUUGGAUUUCAUUACGGCAGGAUUUGUAAUAAGGCUGGAAACUCAGCAGAAGCUUUGGCUGUGUUUGAUAACCUGUUGAAAAUUGCAGGAAAUGAAAAACAUUGCAAAAAUGGUCAUUUUAAACUACAAAUACCUCCACAAGUUUGUUGCUGUGUGUGUUUAGUCUGCAAGGCAGCUAUUUUGUUGAACUCUACUAUAAAAUCUCAAACUCAAGAAUCUCUUCAGCAGAUGUUAUUCGAAAGUAACUGGCUAAUCUCCCAGGUCCUGAAGUGUAGCACAUUACCUUCAUCAAUGUUAAAACUACUUUCAGAUUCCCUGGAGUACUUCAGAAUUAAUUUGCAAAAUGAAAGUAACAAAAAGAGUAAGGAGAAAUCGCCCACUCUUUCAUUGAAGACUCUUCAAGGAACGGUACAAGUGCUGCAGUCUUACAUCUCAGUCUUAUCUUUGCAGUGUGAGCAGCUUAAGUCAGAGCUGCUUAAAUCCAAACAUGACAAUAUUGUGGCACAGCUGAAACAACAGGUUCUAAAGAGCACAGAACGGCAGAUGACAGUAUUUAGUUUUGUUAUUUCUUCAUAUCAAGAGCAGUUGAAGAAUGAAAAAGAUGCGAAAAGUACAAUCAGGAGUUCAAGGUCAGUAGACUUAUCACAAAACAUUUAAAACAGUUAACUACAGUGUACACACUGUAGUUUAAGGAAAGGAUUACAUGUAUGUUGUUGUUUUAUUUCUCUUUGUUUUGGGGCAUGUUAAUAGAUGAAAAUGAGUGAAAAACAAAGGGAAACAGUGUGCAAAGAAAGUAGCAUCUGAUAGCCCGGGGCUUGUGGAUUUUGCCAUCGGGCUAGUGAAUUCUGUUCUUGACUUGCCCGAUGGGCAAGUGAAGUAUGUUGAGGAAUUCAACUUACAGAAGAACUGUGAAAUCAAUUCUGCUAAUCAAAAAAUUUGGGGGGCUAGUUGAAAUGACGUUUGGGCUAAUAAAUGCUAGCUUCAGCUUGCCCAAAUGACAAGCUGUAAAAAUGACUUUCUUUGCACCCUGGGAAAUAAAAUUUAAACCAAGGAUAAAUUUGAACCAUAACAUUAUACAUGUAACACUGCUCAAACUUUUAUUGCAUAUCCAGUAUCCUCAACUCUUGCCAAUCAGCCUAACGAUUCUUGAAACAAAAUUACAAACAUCUCUAGAAUUUGUCUUUUUUGUGCCGCACACAAAUGGGGAUAUACACUGUAGGCAAUAUCUCUCACAAGAUAGCAUUUUGGGGAAGCUGUACUGUAAGCAGUCUGGGUCUGGGAAGGUCCAAAGAGACUGAGAGAAAUCUGGUAAGAAUAUCUAUAAAGAAUAGGGGAAUGAAUGAAUGUACAGCUGUUGUUGGACCGUUACAAAGAACUACAGAGUCAAACGUUACUGGGUAUCAAUCUUGAAACAGUUUACUGUACUGUUAAUGUUAACACAUUCUUUAUUUAUACUAUGCAGAUGUCAGAUCUUUAAGGACUGUAUUCCAGUAGUGGAACAAGCAAACUCUGUAAUUCAUUCUGCCCUUGAUGAUCCAGACAUCCCAUUGUCUCCAAACGAGCUCCGCUGGCUAGGCUGCAAUGUGUACAAUUUGGGUUGUGUGUCAUAUCAGAGAGAUUGCUUUACUGAAGGAGUUCCUCUGUUAGCUAUUGCUUGUGAAGAGCUAAGAGUAUGGUGCUUUGCUGGCAAGACUGAUGAGGAAAUUUUUACAAGGACUGUGGAGGUAAUAUGGCCUUAACCCUUGUAAUUUUUCUUUCAUACUUUGUGGCAUGAAAUUUUUGUGGGAGUUUGCAAUUUUUGUGUUUUGCGGGAACCAAUUUUGCAAUUAGAAGAGAUUGGUUUUUCUUGCUGAGAAUUGAUUUUUGCGAUUUCAGAAAGUCCAAGACCAGUCAUUGUUAAUAUUUUCCUUUUUAUUAAGUAUGCACAAUGGAAAUGCAUACAGUGAAGAAAGUUUCAAACAAUGCAACAGUUUGUGUACCCUACACUAUAUGUAAAACCAGUGUAACAGAUUACUAUUGUCUUUUCUUUGUCAUUCAAUUAUAGUAACAUCUGAGAUAACUGAUUGUUCUGAUGAUCGUUUGGAAGAAUUUAAGUUGGAAAAUAUUUACAGGGGAGGAAUUUUUUUGCAGGAAAUAUGUGUGCCGGAAAAAUCACAAAAAUUAUAUCCCGCUAACAUUUUGUGCCACAAGGUAAAUGAUGUACCAUUUUGAUAAGCCCAGUAGUGAUUAUUACCAAAUUUAUCCUUAUGAUACAGUUACUAGUGCUCAUCAAUCAUUGUUUUAAUAUUGGGUAUUAAAUACUUGUUAUUCUUUUUUUUUGCACUGUGCAUAAAAUGCCACAUCAAUGGUUUUCUUUUUUUCUGAGAAAUGGAAGCAAACACUUGUGAUGUUAACCCACUAGAUGGGUCUUACAGUAAUCUUCAGUCCUGUCAUGCCGUCAUUAAUAAUAGAACUGAUUUCUUUUAGGUGAAGCUCCUAACAAAAUUUGCACUGCUGACUGACUGUCAGCGACGAGCCAAACAGAUGGUUGGUGCACUGACAACAGCUACCACUCAGGUUCUUAUAACACUUCAAACUGGUUUUGAUGCAAAUGUCUUAAGGAAGCAGAUCAAACAAUGGACCACAGUGAAACAUGAACUGGUGAAAAGUAUGCAAGAUGAAAAGAGACAAGCUGAAAGAUCAAGGUUUGUCAGAAAUUUUUGUUAAAAAAUUAAUUUUGAUUAAAACCACGCACGCGCCACUGAUUGAGAACACAUGAAGAUGUCAUAUUUUAUUACAACUGCAUGAAUCCUUCAGUGAGGAGCCCUUUUCUAAAAAGUAUGAGAUUCUGUUAGUCCAAAUAUGUUAUGUCAUGUCUUACCUGACUUUCCGUAUUUUUCUCCGUUUACCGUAGAACCCUGUGCAGUGUUUUAGCAGAACAGAAAGAUGCUGAAGAUAUUGACAGCAGUCAGCUUUGUUUAGUUCUUCAGGAAGAACUUGCUUCUUACAAGGCAAAGAAGUAAGUUCCCAAAAAAGACAGACUUCACAAGGUUUCUGGACCUUUUGCAGAAACAGGGAAAGAGUUCCUUAUUUUAAUGGUCCAUUUAGUUCUUUCAUUACCAUACAAUCGUGUAUGAACCACAUCCUGGAAAGAAAUAUUACAGUCAAACCUGGAAAACAGUGAACACAAGAAAUAUUUCUGGAAUGCUAUUGUUUUGCAAGAGAAAAGCCAAUCAGGCGUGAGAAAACUAAACCACAAGCAAGAACGUUAGUUAGUUUGUGGUUUUGUGGCCAGUUCGCGUUUCCUGAUCUUUGCUGUGAUUGGUCGUAACAGAAUAAACAUUCUUGAGAUAUUUCAAGUGUUCAGAGUUUUCCCGGUAACACUGUAAGGUCAUGUGAAAGUACAGUGUACAUGUGCAUGUAUUGCUGAUGCAACUACAUGUUUAAGCGUGAGCCCCAGCUACUCUCAUAGGAAACAAAAGUAAAAUACAUAAAUUAUGUAGAACCAAAAGAACUUCCUAGCUGUACAAUUCCCCUUCUACUAAUUACAUAACUGUAGAUAUACCCAACAACUUGAAAUUUUAGCGACAGCCCUAUGCUGAUGAUGAGGUUUCAUAAAAAAGAUCUCUUUUAUUUCAUAUACUGUACUCAGUCUCCCAAAAAUGUUUUUUCCUUAAUACAUGUGUGUUCAAUUGUCAUUUGAGGGGUUCAUUUGAACUCAGGAGUCAUUUCAUAAGUAGGUUCGGGGUGAGUGUUGUCCUGAAUAUAAUAGGACUGUUGUUGACGCCAACAAAGAUGAUCCUGGGUUAUCCUUUAUCCCAAUUCUUUUUUGAAAAACUCUGCCCGGUAUUGUACACCAUUUAGUGGUCUAUUUUUUCUCUUAUUUCUAGUUAUGACACCACCAUGGAGCAAAUUUCUGUCAUCAGACAGCUUAUGGAGUUGUACAUUAUCCAAGAUGAUGAGUUUCAUUAUGGUUCAGUGAUGCUUGAGUUUGGUGUAGCACUGCAUGACCUUGGAGACAAAGAUCUUGAGGAGGAGAAGUGAGUCUACUGCUUAUGUGUGUUUUGGUUUAGUAUGUGGCAUUUGUCUUACACAUAGGUAAAUGACUUUGGAAUAGCAAAAAUACAUUAACUUGUGGUAAAGGUAAAGGGACAUUCAGCCAGCUGUUUUUUUAUAAUGUCAUUCCGGGUUAUAUGGCCCAUUAUGAAGCCAGUCACUUUAGUAUUAUUGUAUUUCUUUGCUUGAACUUUACACAGUACAGACUGAAUACAAGUGACACAUUUUGGUAUCAAUUCUCUGUGGAUUCCAUGCUCUUGUGAUAUUAAUUGAUAAUGAAGUGUCAUCAGGGUUGUUGAAGUGGAGAGAAGGACGUUUCAUGGUUCAUAUCUCUAAUUGGGCAAUACCCCAAUCCCCAGCCAGCCCUCAACAAUAGCCUUCAACAUUGUGAUAUUCCUUGCUCUAGGUCUGCACUUGAGUGCUGUCAAGAAGCAGCUGCAAUUCUGGAGCGGCUGGCAGACACAGCAGCUAACACAGAUGAGGACAAAAAUCACCUGUCACUUGUGCAGGACAGACUUGCUGCAGCAUAUUUAUGGCAGGCAUUGUUAGAGCACAAAGCAACAAUGGAAGACAAACCAGAGGCAAAAUCAGCAGAGGAGCUCAGUGAAAGUUAUGAAACAGAGGGGGUACAUGUACAUAAAAUGUUUUUUUUUCUUCAGAGGGUAUGCAAAUCUGGCCCCAGUUGUUCAAAAGGUGGAUAAUGCUAUCCACUGGAUAAAUCUCUAUCCUGUGGAUAGCACAAUUGUUAGUUAUUUGAUCCACUGACUGGAUAGUGAUUUAUCUAGUGAAUAGCCCUAUCUAACGUUUGAACAACCAAGGCCAGAAAUAAUUAUAUGGGAAUGGGCUGGGGGUGGUCAGGUGUGAUACAGUGUACCCCUUGCUCCCUUUGCUUACCUUUGUAUUUCCUUUUGUAAUUUAGCUCCCCACCCUAAGUCCCUUUCCACUGGCACCCAAUUGCAAACUUACAUAAUAAACUUAUUCCUAUAUAAUUUUACUUCUCUUUUUAGGUCGAAGGCAUAUGUCUGGAGCAGCCAUUUAUGUCAUCCCUUCAUUCAGCAUUGGAAACAUGGACAGUGUUAGCAAAUAGAUCAGUGCAAGAAGGGACAGGCAGAAAGGUAAAGUUUGGGCAUUAUUAUUGUGAAGUUUGUUUUUUUUAUGAUACAUGUCUACUGGGUCAGAGGCAAGAAAAGAGAGCACUUCUUUUUUUUCUCAUCCACUAAAAACUUACUCACAGGUUAAAACAUGAAAAGUUUGGAAACUUGAUUAGUCUGCAUAAAUACUGUAGAUUAGUUUAAGUAAUAUCUGUUGUUCUUUUUGCAGAUUGACUGGCAACACUUUGUUAACCCUGAGGAAACUUGCCAUUACCUUCUGAUUAUUGCUGGAAUGUUUGGACUUGUCAACCAGGUAAACUGAAAGGAAAUAGAAGGCUGUUUCUGGGGACUGUCUCACGCAAGCUGUGUUAGGUUCUUUCUGCUUGAUGAGUUCUUAAAGAACAACAAGAACUGUAGUAUGUUGAAAAAGCAGUGCUCAUUAAAAAAAUCAAAACAUGUUUUCAAUGAAAAGACCAUAUAAAUACAAGUUAAUCACAAGAUUAAAUAACCUUCUAGAAUUAGUCGCUGAGGGUGAAAGGAAUCAUAUCAACAUCUGAAAAUCAUGCGCUAUCUACUUCAGUGACUUGCAGCAUCCCUUGGGAAACUAGUUUAUAUCUUAAUGUGUCCAUCAAUCCAACCUCAGGAGUUUGAAAUAAUCUGGAAACAAAAUAUGCAAAUGUGCGUCAAAUAAAUAAACCCUCUGGGUGUUUACAGUAGGAGAAGGAUUUACAGUAAACUGUUUCCUUGCAACCAUNGCAAGAAAAGAGAGCACUUCUUUUUUUUCUCAUCCACUAAAAACUUACUCACAGGUUAAAACAUGAAAAGUUUGGAAACUUGAUUAGUCUGCAUAAAUACUGUAGAUUAGUUUAAGUAAUAUCUGUUGUUCUUUUUGCAGAUUGACUGGCAACACUUUGUUAACCCUGAGGAAACUUGCCAUUACCUUCUGAUUAUUGCUGGAAUGUUUGGACUUGUCAACCAGGUAAACUGAAAGGAAAUAGAAGGCUGUUUCUGGGGACUGUCUCACGCAAGCUGUGUUAGGUUCUUUCUGCUGAUGAGUUCUAAAAGAACAACAAGAACUGUAGUAUGUUGAAAAAGCAGUGCUCAUCAAAAAAAUCAAAACAUGUUUUCAAUGAAAAGACCAUAUAAAUACAAGUUAAUCGCAAGAUUAAAUAACUUUCUAAAAUUAGUCGCUGAGGGUGAAAGGAAUCAUAUCAACAUCUGAAAAUCAUGUGUUAUCUACUUCAGUGACUUGCAGCAUCCCUUGGGAAUCUAGUUUAUAUCUUAAUGUGUCCAUCAAUCCAACCUCACGGGUUUGAAAUUAUGUGGAAACAAAAUAUGCAAAUGUGCUUCCAAUAAAUAAGCUCUCUGGGGGCUUACAGUAGGAGAAGGAUUUACGGUAAACUGUUUACCUUACAACCAUUCAGUGAGUAAUUUUUUAACUUUUUACAGCCAUUCAAGAAGGUGUGUGCUCUUCAUCUUGCUGCUACCAUUGCCCAAACAAUCAGCACCAACAGUAUGUUGGAUAAUAGAAUAUCUGCCUGUAGUGAAGCUGUUCAUACUCUGUGUGAUGUGCUGGACAUUUCUCAUGCUAGUCUUCUGCUGCAUCAGACCAGUGAUGUGUUGGAAACCCUUGAACCAAGUGGUUCAGUUAUGGUCCAGUUUCUGUUGGCAAAGAGUCACUAUCUGUUAGUCGCAGGAAAGGUGAGCUAGUUGUUCCUGAAUCAUUUCUUUUGCUUUAUUCCUCUAAGCACAAGGGAUAAUGAAAAUUAUAAGCCAAGAGCUACUUUUUAAUACUUAUACAUGUAGUCUAAUUUAGUCUGUUAUAAAGUUUACUAUUUGACAUACACAUUGUACAUUUACAACUUGCAAUGUACGAGUGUUUGCUAUUAUUUUUUAUGCUUGUCAGUGCUUGUGUAUAGUUUACAAAAACAUAAGUGUGUAACGCUCUUCUAAAUAAUACUUACAGUCUCUAUCAAUUUGUCAUUCCUAAGUAUUUUGCAUUUCCAUUCCUUAUUAAUCUGAGAGAAUAAUAUUGAUGCACAAAAUGUUGCCAUGCAUGCAGACCUGAACCCAUGAAUGAACUCAUGGGAUUUCAACACCAGUUGUAAAUUGGUGCUUUAACAGUAUCAUACCAUAAAAGCUCACAAGUAACUGAAAAUGUCCUUAGAUUAUGUUAUUUGCUUGCAAGUACUGGACAAGUACUGGUACAGGUACCUCAUUAAAGUUGUAACAUCAUUGUGAUAUAGUCCAGGGCUGAUUUGCAUGUGUGUGGCUUUUGGGUGGUUACUGGCUGCCUCUAAGAGUGUAACCUCACAUUUAUCAGUAUCUGAGUGACUGUUUGUCUUCCUCUAAACUAAAUAAUUAUCUGUUCCUGUGUUUAGUACUCAGAGGGAGAGCAGUGUUUAAUGGAAGUGUUACAGAGUGAUGCUUUGACUCAGAAGAGCUACAGGUCCCACUUACUGAAGGCCAGAUUAAUGUCUUUGUGUGCGAAAUACUCCAUGCUCCCAGCUAAACUCCACAAAUUCAGCAUUACUUUGGGUGAGUUGAAAACUCAAUUUAAUAAUUUACCAGUAAUAUGUUGUUUUAGUAUUCUAGUAAUAUGUAUAUUCUAGUUAGACCAACAUCACUGUGGGGAUUAUGUACCAACAGUUUAUUUCUCUGGGAAAAUCAAAUCUUAAGUUUUGCAUCUUAUGAAUCCUGGGCCAAAAGUAUAGUCAUGGGUAAAAUUACAUCGCGAUUUUUUAUGUUUUAUGAUCUCUGCAUUUCUUUGCUCGUGGAUCCAAAGAAAGACCAGGAUUUCCUGUAAAGAUAUGAGGCCAACCAUCUCACCACCUUAGAUUCUGCAAGUAGUACUGCUGGAAUACUCAAGAAUCCAUUCUUUUGAAGAAAUUUAUUUGGCUGAGAAAAGUCAAAAAGCAUUGAUAGUUCUCAAAACAUAAGAAAUUUAUUUGCUUUAACCCAUUCGCUCCUGGAGAUUUUGCCGAAAAACGCGUUUUGAAGCUACUCGAGUGGUUUUCUGGUCACUGUCGUGCUAUAAAGACCUAAAACUUACCACAAACCGGUUUACAGGUCGUACACUUCGCGGCCUUCUAAUCCAGAUGCAAAAUAUCAGCUUGCGAAGUUCGGGCAUGCGCAGAAAGCAAAAUUUAAAAGUGACACAGCAGUCUUGACUUUUACUUUUCGCUUUCUCCCCUGCCUUCUUUUUUCGCUUUUCUUGCCUUUUUUUUUCUCUUGCUGGGCAUUUAGUAGGCUUCAUUUUGGUGGGAAGAGUUUUUAGGAAAGCUUUUAGGAUCUUAGGAUUAGGUGAAAGGAAAGGUAGGUGGGCAAUGGAACAAGAUUUUCAUGGAGAUUUUCACGUCCAUGUCACGUGGUUUUUUGCUUGUUUCUCCGGUGUCCUUGACUGAAUUUUGCUCAUUCUGGUAUGGUUUGAAAGAUCUCUUCACUCUGCACAAGUUAGCGAAGAAAGUUGUCCUUGAUCGUUAAAACUGAUGACGUCACAAAGGGUAGAAAGGACCUGGAUCCGCACGGGCGGUUAAGGGCGGUUCAGGGGCGAAUGGGUUAAUUUACGGUUCGGCAGUUGACAGUUUUUAAUCUUGGCAUCUUUGAUGUCUAGCGUUGGAAAAGGUGGCUGUCUGACAUCAAAACCAUCAACUGUCAAAGGAAAUCUUUUUGAGAUUUUUUGAUUUCCCAACAUUCCCUUAAGAAAUCCAAAAAUCUGAGAUCAAUUAUCUAAUUUUGGACCCUUGCAUGGAAAUGUACCAAACAUGUCGCGGUGUGGUUACAUAUAACAGAGGAUUGAAUAAUGGCCUGAACACUGAAUCUAGUAAGGUGUCCAUUAAGGGAAUAUUGGGUACGUUCCUUUGGGAUGAUCAGGAUCAGUGAUCCGAGAUCUCUCCAAUCAUUUUAGAUCAAAUCAACGAAUGAAUCCUUGUUCAGAGUGGAUUCAUCGGUUCAUUUGAUCUACCAUGAUCCAAGUGAUCUCAGAUCACUGAUCCUGAUCCGGAUCAUCGCAAAGGAACGCACUUAUUGACUCUAUCAUGAAUGAUCUUGCUCUUUUGUGAAGAUCCUGUUGUUGGUUCACUUUCUUCUUUGGAAUGUGCUCUUGAUGGAUUUCACAAGUUAAGCCACAUGGCUGAGGAGGUGUUUGGAGAGGAUGUGUUCAGUAGUGGGCGAAAGAAGGGCAAACAGAAUAAAGAUGUGUCAGGUAAAAAGAUGACCCUUUUCUAUCAUAAUGUUAGCCUCCAAUUGUCACCUCUCAGGACAUAUUGGCACUGAAUAGUUUGUCAGACGUGUUUGUUUUUCGUGCCUGCUGUUCCCCUCUCUUCAUUCAGCAACAGUUAUUUUCCUUUCCCAAAAUACCGUAUUAUUGAAUGAGCAAAAAGUGAAGCAUGGCAUGCUUUGCCUUGAUUUCGACUUAAAUGAUUAUAAGGAUAUCAAACUGCAACCUUCUGUUGAACUUCUCCACAUUCACCACCAUUCAUUCACCAAAACGUAACAACACCAAAGGUGUCUUUGCUUACGGUAUGUUUAAAGAGGUCUCCAUAACUUUAAUGGAUCAAAUCCUAGCCACAUGAUCUUUUUCCAAACGGAAGUGAAUUUUUCCCUGUUCUUUUUCAUCUUCUUUUUACGCGUGUGAUUAAUUUGUUACAAUUAUGUUCAUUUCUUUAUCAUCAACACUAACUCACAACACUUUUAAGGACUUUAUUUUGUUUCAAUUUUUACAGCCGAGGGCCCUCUUAUUCUCCCAAGUAUCAAUCAAAGCCUUUUCCAUAUGUCACUCCUGGAUGAGCUUCUGUCUUCAUUACUACAAGUUGGCCAGUUAUAUGCCCAACAGGGUGCUGUAAGAGAGGCAUUCAGGCAGUUUGUAGAUGGUCUAACUUUGGCAAGACACUUUGCUCUACCUUACAGGUAUUCAUUAUAAUGCUUUUCUUUAACCAGCCUUGUUUUAGAUUGUCUGAUCCAAUACACAGUAGUCAGCCAUAAUUAUCUCGCACUUUUUUGUUCAUUUUCAGCAGCACUGUAAAGUCAUGUUGGUUCCUAGGCAGUAAAUAAUUCAUGAAAUGCGUCCCGUAGGACGCAAAGAACGAUCGAUUUGAAGAUGAUUUUUUGGUAUAAUAUCCUGUUCGUGGGAUUCUGUGGCUGUUGUUUAAAGAUGCAUAUUGUUUUAGUCUUUUCUGUGCUUUAAAUAUAUAGAAGUACUUUUUUUUAAUUUCAGUAAACUGUAAUAAAGAGGUUUGGCGUCUGUCUCCGGAUUAAUUGCUGGUUACAUAAAGGCCCAAGCAUUUUCAAUUUAGGACUCCUUUUUUGACUCAAGGACUCAUGUUUUUUCACAAGAUGAGUCUCAAAACUCACCAUAACCAUUUAUAACAAAAUUACUCUCUUUCUCUCACAGCUUUAAAUUCUUUUUGUUAGUUACACAAUGUAAUUGCAAGGUUGCAGCAUGGAAGUAGCUAAAUUGACGUCUAUAUAGCAAAAGAAUAAUUUCUGGCCAGGCAUUAGAUCCUAUUUUCAUUUUGCUUGGGAGAUAAACAUUUUACGCAAACUACGUUAAGGGAAUGAAACAUUGCCGCCUAUAUUCGACCUGAUUGCAUAUUGAUAGAACUUAUCAUUCUUCUCCUUUAGGAUUGCAGAAUUUCUCAUUAACAUUGCUCAGUUGGAACUCAAACAAGGCAAGGGUGAUAAGUGCAAAAGUCGUCUUGAGCAGCUCAGUGGACUCCUACAACCAGUUUUGAAACCUUCCAGCCGAUCCAAUCUUUCCAUAAAUGAAAUUCAAGAACCUCUGCUUCUUGGUCAUCCAGAGACAUGCGAAUGUGUAAACUGUAUUGAUACAACACUUCACAACAUACUGAUUAGGUACUCUUUGAGUGUUGCCAAAUAUCUCUUGUAUGUUUCAAGACCCGAGCAAUCAGGGAAGGCUUUAGAACUGGUGCAGUCAGUAUGCCAGUGUGCAGAAAAGAAGAUGGCGAUGUGUGUCCAGAGACUGGGCAUGAUUUUAUGUGGUUGUGCAUGUAGUGCUCCAAGUGAGGUGAUUUUGAAAGAGACAAAGAAAAAAGGCAAAGCAAAGCCUGCAAAAGGCAGAAAGCAGAAAGAGGACACAGGGCUACAAAGUUGUUCUGUUUCACAGGUAAUGUUUUGUCAGUAUUUUGCUUCAUUCUACUGUACGAGUGCAGAGCUGUCAUUGCAAACGGGAAAGAUUGAGGAAGCCAAUGAAGUACUCUUAAAGGCAAGGGAAAUACUGCACUGUGUUGAGAAUUCUGUUGGAUACAAUCCUAUGCAUUUGUUACCCAUGAAGGCUUCCAUCCUUUAUAUGUCUGGUGUUGCCACAUUGCGUCUAAACAAGGUUUCUGCCAAAGAUGUUUGUGUGGAUUGUAACUGGUUUCCUGAAACAGACUCAAAGACUAGCUCUUUGGAAAACAGUGUAGAGAAAGUUGAUUCCUCUAAAGUUGACGCAGUUGACGAAUGUGAGGUGGAGAAGCCAAGGAAGGCUUCUGGCAGAAGAGGUAGAAAUUCUAAACCUAUAGAGAAAUCAGCCCCAGAUGAUACUAGCAGCAGGCCAACAUCUUCAAGAGCAAAAGGUAGAGGAAGAGGCAAGAAGGCAGAGGAGGCCCUGGCAGAAUAUGAUGAUUCUGAGGCAAAUAUUCAGCGGAAGACAAAGGGACGUAGAAAACCAGCACGGUCUGCAAAGCAACCUUCCAACCUUGUGGAUGGUCAUAAAACAGGUCAGAUUAUUACACGUGAAACUUACUUAUUUCAUUGAAGACCAUUCUUGUUGACUUUUUAUUUUUCCAUUAAAGUGAACCAUAGAAUGAGAAGGCUGAGUUUUGUAACUGAAAUUUGGCUUCUGGAUGCUUGAUCAUUUUAGGCACUGGCGCUCUUUCGGUCUGUCAAUUUUUAUCUUCAGCCUUUGAUUUAUUCCCAGAAUGCUAUGAGCCUAGGAUUAGUGUAUUUUAUACAUUUGACUUGAAUAUAAGGAUGAAAUCCUAUGGUACCGGUAUGAAAAUUCAAUGGAAACAUCUCAGCAGUAUUUGGGAGGUACUAGUCAUAUGCUAGUUCUUACUUUUGUGUGUGUUGACAGAUGUCUGCGUUGCCAUUUGUGUCAGGAAUCGGUUUUAGCUAAUAGUUUAAUAUCUGAGACGGUGAAACAAAUCCUCUGUUGUGGCAUUCAACCUUCUGUAGCGGCUCUUUUGUAUGGGAUAUUUUUUCAAUAUUCUUCAAAAUUAGAUCCUAUUCUCCUGUAUUUUUGACAUGUUUGGAAUUGAAAGGGUCAGGCAAAUAGCAUGUUAAAUCAUCAUGGACUGGUUAUAACAUUAAAAUGUUAUCUAUGUACUUUUCCUAACAUUAAUAAUUAUUUUCUAUCAUCUCAUCAGCUCCCAAAUGGAUUGAACAAACCAUCCAUUACUGGAAUGAAGCAUUUAACCUGUGCCAAGUUGAUCCUCCACCAGCCCUAUUCUCUGACAUCUGUCGAGGACUGGCUUUCUGUCAUGGGAGAUCAGCACCCCAACUCUCCAUGUACUACUUAAACUUGGCAUCAUCCAUCACAUUGAGACACCAAGCUGUUACAAGUACAGGAAAGAGAAUCAAGUAAGAAGGCCUGUCGUUAGGAAAAUAAAGAGGAAGCCUGUCUUACAAUCACAUUGCGAACACAAUAAUUUGGCCCUAAAAUUCAUUUUAUUUUAUUUUAUUUUAUUUCUUCGCAAACCUCUCUAAUCCAGCCAGAUUUUCAUGGCCCAGUAGUGGUCCUAUUUACAGGAUUUUAUUAUAAUUUUUUUUUUCUCCCAAUACUAUAUCGGAAUGAUAUGUAUGAUUUUUCAAAGACAGUUCACCUUCAUUACCCCAUGCACUUUUCAUUAUGAAAGUGAUUCAAAAUUGACAACGCAAGUAGUGGAUUUCGUACUGACAGUCAUCUCCGUGAAUUGUUAAUAAAGAACGAUGUUUAAAAAAUUAACCUAUCGGUACCUUUUAGGUAGUUCAAUCUUCCUGACUUCCUGUUAGUAAUAUGCUUCAAAUUACUCGAUGUCUUAUUUUACCUUAGGAGAACAGCAAAAGGUGUGACAGCUGCCUUGUCAGUG